GCACUCCCCGCGCCUCGCACACUCGCCCUGGUCGCUCGCGCGCAGCCCAGCGUCGCCCCGCGCCGCGCUCGCGCCUCCCUCCCUCCUCCUGUUCCGUGGCUCCCGCGCUCUCGGCGAGUCUCAGGCGCGCAGCGCGCGGACGGGCGCACCGACCCACCGGCUGCCCCCGGGACGCCUCGGCCCGCGCCUCCCGGGCGGGCUAUGUUGAUUGCCCCGCAGGGGCCGGCCCGCGGGAUCUGCACUGCCCGGUCCGCGGCCCCGGCGAGCAGCGGGGACUAUGAACCGGAAAGCGCGGCGCUGUCUGGGCCAUCUCUUUCUCAGCCUGGGCAUGGUCUACCUCCGGAUCGGUGGCUUCUCCUCAGUGGUAGCUCUGGGUGCGAGCAUCAUCUGUAACAAGAUCCCAGGCCUGGCUCCCAGACAGCGGGCGAUCUGCCAAAGCCGGCCCGACGCCAUCAUCGUCAUAGGAGAAGGCUCGCAAAUGGGCCUGGACGAGUGUCAGUUUCAGUUCCGCAACGGCCGUUGGAACUGCUCGGCGCUGGGCGAGCGCACUGUCUUCGGGAAGGAGCUCAAAGUGGGGAGCCGGGAGGCUGCCUUUACGUAUGCCAUCAUCGCAGCUGGCGUGGCCCAUGCCAUCACGGCUGCCUGUACCCAGGGCAACCUGAGCGACUGCGGCUGCGACAAGGAGAAGCAAGGCCAGUACCACCGGGAUGAGGGCUGGAAGUGGGGUGGCUGCUCUGCUGACAUCCGCUACGGCAUCGGCUUCGCCAAGGUCUUUGUGGAUGCCCGAGAGAUCAAGCAGAAUGCCCGCACUCUCAUGAACUUGCACAAUAAUGAGGCGGGCCGCAAGAUCCUGGAGGAGAACAUGAAGCUGGAGUGUAAGUGCCAUGGAGUGUCGGGCUCGUGCACCACCAAGACCUGCUGGACCACGCUGCCCCAGUUCCGAGAGUUGGGCUAUGUGCUCAAAGACAAGUACAACGAGGCUGUGCAUGUGGAGCCGGUGCGUGCCAGCCGCAACAAGCGGCCCACCUUCCUGAAAAUCAAGAAGCCACUGUCAUACCGCAAGCCCAUGGAUACAGACCUGGUGUACAUCGAGAAGUCGCCCAACUACUGCGAGGAGGACCCAGUGACAGGCAGUGUGGGCACACAGGGCCGUGCCUGUAACAAGACAGCGCCACAGGCCAGUGGCUGUGACCUCAUGUGCUGCGGCCGAGGCUACAACACUCACCAGUAUGCCCGUGUGUGGCAGUGCAACUGUAAGUUCCACUGGUGCUGCUAUGUCAAGUGCAACACGUGCAGCGAGCGCACCGAGAUGUACACGUGCAAGUGAGUCUGCCGUAGGUCUGCACGCUGCCCUUGGCUGCAGGGGGACUGAGUUCUCGGGGACCGCCCAGCUCCAGGCUGCAGUCUCCCCAGGAGGUCACUGCCUCUCUCUUGCCCGCAGAAUGCCGAGUGUGUUUUUUCUGCUGAGAAGGGGCUCUGCCCCUGGGUUUCCUGCUGACACCCCUGGAGAAAAUCGCUCAGAGAUCUCCACUGUUCUGUUUCACUUCCAAUGCUGCUCUACCCUCCCCCAGAUGCCGCCCAGGCCCAAUCCACGGCUGAAGCAUGAAGCCUUUUGCAGCAGGAACUUUGGAGCCUCAGGCCUCAUCAUAGCAAUAUUUAACAGUUUACUCUGAUGAAAAUAAUAUUAAUUUAUUUAAUUAAAAAAUUCUUCCACCUCGUCGGAUCCGUUUUCUGCAAUCAAAGUGGACUGCUUGCUUUCCUGGCAAGAUGACCGUGUCGCUGGGACUAGGAGCCUGGUGGAACUACACAGAGCAGCUGCAACUGGCUGCUUUGGCAGGUGCUUCCUUUGCACCACCGGGUGCUUAGGGCCGAGCGCAGACAUCCUGUAUAUGCAGGCAGAUCCACACACGUUUCUAUUGUUUUGCUGUUUGCUGCUACUUAUCCAGAAUUUUAAGUUGGUCCAGAUUUGGAGGUUUUUGUUUUGUUUUGUUUUCUCUGAACAUGUUCCCCAUCCUUCUGCCCUCCCUGGUUUAGACUUCAGCAUUAGAAAAAUCCAGUUUGGAAUAGAGUGAAUGAGUGAGGUGGGAAUGAUAGACUAGCAGUGUCCAUCUUUCUGGAAAGCGAGCCACUGGAUAAGAGAAUAUUUUGUAAGAGGCUAUUUUUAUAUGAAUACUUUAUUUAUACUGAGUCUGCCUGUGUCACUGCAUAGCCUGUGCCUCUUCUUGAUGCUGGGCCUCACUUUAAGGCAAGAAAGUACGAGGCUUGGGGGUGAGAUCAGGCCCUCUAGGAUGCCUCUCACAACUGGAUCCUCCAGUUCUGUUUGCCAAGGAGGCUCCAAGAGCUCCCAGGGACCUGAGGCUAAGCCCUCAUUAGGGUUAACUGAAUGGGAACUCAAAUUCUCUGCCUUGGCCAGUGCUGGCCUCUGUUUGGGUCAGGAUCACUGCAUCGUAGCCCCAGGAGGAGCGACCAUAGUGAGUCGU
Ochotona princeps (American pika) is the source of this 2480-nucleotide messenger RNA. RefSeq names its product Wnt family member 7A (gene WNT7A). Gene Ontology annotation, biological process: positive regulation of JNK cascade; multicellular organism development; canonical Wnt signaling pathway. Gene Ontology annotation, molecular function: cytokine activity; frizzled binding. Gene Ontology annotation, cellular component: extracellular region. The transcript is spliced from 4 exons. The record is from RefSeq and is a predicted model, not a curated record. NCBI's taxonomy places the organism in Eukaryota, Metazoa, Chordata, Mammalia, Lagomorpha, Ochotonidae. Bases 278 to 1327 code for a protein of 349 amino acids.